Messenger RNA from Pelmatolapia mariae (spotted tilapia), 3649 nucleotides. It is a transcript of the gene tnfrsfa, whose product is annotated as tumor necrosis factor receptor superfamily, member a. Bases 252 to 1604 code for a protein of 450 amino acids. Gene Ontology annotation, molecular function: protein binding. Gene Ontology annotation, cellular component: cell surface; plasma membrane. The record is from RefSeq and is a predicted model, not a curated record. Lineage: Eukaryota; Metazoa; Chordata; Actinopteri; Cichliformes; Cichlidae. The transcript has 10 exons. Gene Ontology annotation, biological process: positive regulation of apoptotic process; TRAIL-activated apoptotic signaling pathway.
GCUGGUGCUCAGACCGUGUCUGUUUCUCCUCUCUCAGGAAAAAUCCGUAAAGUUUGAACACUAAAAGAAAAAAAAAAAAGAGUUAAACUCAUGAAAGAAACCGGGCGAAGGAGCGAGCGUAGGUCGAACUCGUGUCAGUGUUUUCUUUUUCGCUGUAUGUGUGGGGUUUUUUAAAGACUUCAGAGUAGUUUGGGUUUUGUAAAGCGACUUUCCAGCUCUCUGGGAUUGUCUCUCAACGCGAAGUUCCCGAGAUGAACUUCGAUCCGGUGGUCGGGAAACUUCAUACCUUGACGAUGCAGGUGAAGGUGGCAGCACUCUUCAUCUGGGUUGUGUGUCGUGCAGCAGAACCUCCAGCAGCUCAGUGGUCCAAUGAAGCAUACGUAAACCGAACACUUCGACUACACAAAUCCUGCGUGGAGAAUGAACAGUACUUGCACCAGGGACUCUGCUGCCUCAAUUGCAAUGCUGGAACAUAUGUGCAUCAGCCCUGUGAAAGAGACCUAGAACUCGGGAUCUGUCUUUCAUGUGAACAUGGACAGACCCACACAGAGCACAACAACGGGAUGUUCCGCUGCUUGCCGUGUACUCACUGCCGCUCAGAUCAGGAGGAAAUUGCUUCCUGCACCACAACUGCAGACACCAAGUGCCAGUGCAAACCGAAUACCUUCUGUGUUCCGGACCAGGCCUGCGAAGUCUGCAAGCGCUGUGCCAAGUGUAAACCUCAUGAGGAGGAGGUAAAAAAGUGCACACCAUUUUCUAACACAGUGUGCCGAAAACGCCCUCUGUCCCCCACACGAAUCACUCCGUCACUUUCGCCCACGUCGGAUCCUCCGACGAGCAUCGUUGUACCUCUGUGCAUUUUCCUGGCCAUCGUUAUCAUCAUCGUUAUCGCACUGGCUCUGUGGUGGUUCAUUUUCAAGCAGCGUUCAUGUGAAAUACCAUGCUUGAAGCUCCACUGCGAGUCCAGUGAAAUUGUCAAGAUUCCCAUUGAUGAGAGUGGAGCCACAGCAGAGGAGCGACAGAAUGAUCAAAACGCGGGUCUGGAGGGCGAGGAGUCCCGCCCAGACUCAAGGCCGCUCCUGCAGGAGACCCAAGCUGGGAUGACCAAGGCCUCCCCGCCCCUCGAAGAUGAAGACCGAGGAUUAGGGGACAGCUUGCCCAACACCACUAGUUCCUCUCAAACUAGCCUGUCAGCCCUUCCCACGGCGGUUUCCAACACCCCACACCAGAGCCCCGCUACCUUCAGACAGCUGCCUGCAGAUCUGGAUGAUCCUCUGCGAUGUCGACUGGUGCCACUACAAGGGUCUGAAAAAUCCCUGAGGAAGAGCUUCGAUUUGUUCGACGAGUACUUGGACGUGCGGAUCCACAACAAGUUCUUCAGAAUGAUUGGAGUCAGUGACAACCACAUUCGGCUUGCGGAGAGCGGCACUUCCAGCGAUAAAGUGUAUGAACUGCUGAAGAACUGGAUGCAGAGGCAGGGACUCCGAGCCGACAUCAACGACCUGCUAGACACUUUGCUGACUAUGGACCAGCGACGUUCAGCCGAGAGCAUCGCCUCCGAAGCCCUCCGAAGGGGCUACUACAAACACGCAGACACGCCCUGAAAAGCAGCGGGGACUUCAAAUGAAGUAAACACGAAGUACUUAAUACAAAAAGAAAGCACACAGACACUGCCGGUGGACGCUGUGUCUCAUGAACAGGCUUACCUCUUUUGUGGCUGAUCGGCCACGUAUUCAAAAGCCAGUAGUUUAAAAAAAAAAAAAGAAAAAAAAGAUAAAAGCAAAAAAGGGGAAAGUCGAGCUGUAUUGAUGAACGGUCCGAGGAUGCUAACCUCUUGCCAAAUGCUGAAGCGUAACCAUGGAAACAAAAAGCCUGGUGUGACAAUUUGUAAUUUUUUUUUUUUUUUUUAAAAGAGCACAAGAACAUGAAGUUGUCAUCUUCCGCAGGCGCUGCGGCUGCAUGGUUUAAGCUGUAGAGAAGCGUAGCCAAGUACUGAAAGCUAAGACGUUUCUGGCUUUGUGCUGGUCAUCCGCCCGGAUGCUAACACACUAGCGCGAGACAAGGAUAUAUACACUGGUUUGUAGGAGUGGCAUUAGCUAUGUCACAAAUACUGUGCCUCAUCGAUGCACUGACCUCAGGCACAUGUAGGAUUUAAAGCAAAAAAGUCUCGCUCUGUCAGUUGUGCUGAUUUCAACUUCUGUAUAUUAGUCCAUGAACACUUUUCCGACUAAUGAUUGGAAGAUAGCCUCCGUUUGUUAUAACAAAGGUUAACUUGCAUCCUUACUAAUCACAAGCUUGACCUUUGCUGCGCUGUCUGAAUACCUACAUUUACUUAGGUGUCUUUUUGUAUGCGAUUUUGUUAUUGUUUUCUACGACCUGGUCACAUCAGAAAUAGCCGUCCUCGUUGUCAUUCAGUCCUGUUCAGUGUUACUACUCACACACGACACUGAAGAAGGAAUUUCACCAGCUCUUUCUGCUGGGACGACGAUGAGUAGCUUAGUAAAAAAAAAAGUGUGUCCUUGUAACUUGGAGAAUUUCAAAAGGUCAUUUUAUUUAUUGAUAUAUUUAUUGUAAUAAAUAAAUAGUUAUCUCUUAUUGUUUAAUGCCAUUGCCAAAGUGACCCCUGGAAUACACACGCAGUAUUAGUGCUGUCGGGGUUUGUAGCACCAGGGCAAAAUGACUGAAAACAAAUGUUUCAGGUUGUAGUUUCAGCUCGUAGUGUUUUCUUAGAAUCCGUUCGGCUGCGGGCGUGUCAGUGAUUCGGUGCCAUUUCUUCCACUGAGGCCGCGUUGGGCACGUUGUCGAAGCUUCCGUGAUGCCCAACGCUGAAUGCGUCUUUUCAAAUUGGACUUUGAGUGAGCCGACUGACCAAAUAGUCCCUUCAUAUCAGCAGUGACGCAGGGUGCAGGUACGGAUUGUUUUGUCUCACUUAGAUUCAGACAAGAUGAAGGAAACCUUUUCUGGAUUCAAAAAGAAGACGCCUCCCCCCCAAUUUUCUCGCAUGUAUAUGUGUAGAGAGCAUAGAAGUCUCACAAACUAUAUAUAUGUAUAUAUGCAACUAUAUUAACAGACUAAAAUGAAUAUAGUGACGUAUGAAGUUAUUGAGGAUAAAAAAAAAACUAUUUUUAACUAGAUUUUGUUUCGCCCAUUUUUCUGCAGUUCCUCAUGUAUAAAGAAAAGAGUUACAGAGUUAUAUAUUGUUGCUAAAGAAUGAUGCUACAGUGCUGGCACUGCCAUCUACUGAAAGACAAUGAAAAUACAGCCUGCAUCAAUUUCUAGGGACCCUGUACGCCCUUUUCAUGCUCCAUUUGGAUCCAGUUUUUUCACCUGAUAGCAUUUUAGUUCAUUUUUUAAUCCCCCUUAGCCUUUCCUGGUGUUGUAUAGCAGUGAAUAGGCUUCAGUGCAUGUUUUGUUUACUUAGACAAAUCAUGUUUUUGUAAUAUUUCUGUGGUUUUACAUAUUUCAUUGCAAUUCCUAAGCUGUUCACAUAACUUCCUUUUACUUGUAUAAAAAAACUCUUCUGUUCAUGAUUUCCAUUAAGCCAUGUCUCCUUAGUUAUUGUUUGCUCGUCGUGGAUUUCAGAUAUGAAUGAUGCAAAUACAUCAAAGCUGUUUUUAUGUCUAUUUCAAAUAAAUGUUUUGUACAGACA